AUGGAAAGAUCUUUUGACUCAGAGUUGGAUAACUUGGAAGCUGUAAUUAACCAAGCCAAUAAGUCUGAUUUAGAAUUUUUUGAAAUGAUUAAAAUGAGUUCAAAUUCAAGCUUAACUUCUCUCAUAAGUAAAAUCAACUCACAGAAAAGCCUUGUUGAUCAGCUAUGUGAAGCAAAAACGGAAAUUGAAAUAAAACAAAAGCUCGAAGAAGCAAAACAAAUUUUUGCUGGCAACGCUCCAAUAAUAAUCGAAAUUGAAGGACUAUUAAACUCUCUAGGCAUCCAAUCUCUUAAGGAAUUUGCCAAGGACAGCAAGAAUCUUAUUUCAUUACUUCUAAAAAACACUAAGGAAUUAGAAGAAUGACUCGCUGAAACAUUAAAUUUUAUGAAAGAAGAAAGAGAAAAAGCCUUGAGCUAUAAAAAAGAAGAGCUUUUAGCAAAACAAAAUAAUCAAACCUUUCAGGCCGACUUUAUCGCACCACGUCGUGAUAUGAUGGAUGAAAUUAGGAAUCAGGAAGCUAUAAGAAAUAAAGAAUUUAAUGACAAAAUAAACAAAUUAGCAGCAGAAUUUCAAGAUCAGAGAGAACAAAUUAACAUCCAAGGCCAAGAGAUCAACACUUUAAAAAAUUUAUUAGAUGAAAAAAGCUCAGAAAUAAGCACUCUUCAGGAAUCAGUAGAUCAGAAAGCCGCAGAAAUAAUGAAUUUGAAUGCAGGAAUAAUAAGUUUGAAUGUAGAAAUGAAAAAACAGAGUCAAAAGAAAGACGCAGAAAUAAUAAGUUUGAAUGUAGAAAUGAAAAAACAGAGUCAAAAGAAAGACGCAGAAAUAAUAAGUUUGAAUUUAGAAAUGAAAAAACAGAGUCAAAAAAUUGAAAAUACUUAA
This is a messenger RNA of Blepharisma stoltei, 879 nucleotides long. The record is from the annotation of a GenBank genome assembly. NCBI's taxonomy places the organism in Eukaryota, Ciliophora, Heterotrichea, Heterotrichida, Blepharismidae.